Varroa destructor (honeybee mite) is the source of this 3179-nucleotide messenger RNA. Its product is annotated as beta-1,3-galactosyltransferase 1-like. NCBI's taxonomy places the organism in Eukaryota, Metazoa, Arthropoda, Arachnida, Mesostigmata, Varroidae. The record is from RefSeq and is a predicted model, not a curated record. Gene Ontology annotation, cellular component: Golgi membrane. Gene Ontology annotation, biological process: protein O-linked glycosylation. Gene Ontology annotation, molecular function: hexosyltransferase activity.
CGUCAACUGGAGGUCGAGUGAAUGCGAGUCUUUGACUGAGGUGUAGUGAAAACCGUAAUGGCGUUAAAAAUGUAUUUUUAUUAUCGAAGCAAGUCUUGCAUACCAUGAAGUAUCAGCGGCUUCCCCCCAGCUUGAAUAAGGAGAUUUUACCGGCUGCUGGGGGGCAGUCCAAUCUUCGAAGCCCUUCAGGGAAAGCAUUUGUCGGAGUCAGUUCGGUUUAUUCCAUCAGGGCUUCGGUCAGAUUUGCACUAUUCUGCAUAAUCUUCAUCACGCUAUAUUGUCUCAUAUACAGCCCACUGGGCACUUGGUCCAAUGAGCCAGGAGUUGAGCCAAAUCUAACCUGGGUUCUACGACAAAGAGAAACGUUCUUGUCUAUCCUGCAACCGACUAAUCUGACAGCCCUUAUUACGCCAUCGGAGAGUCGGUGUGACCCCCAGCGUCUACUAACCAUCAUAGUCUGCUCAGCAGUCGUUAACAGCAAUGCCCGACAGGCCAUUCGAGAAACAUGGGCAACCGAAGCUCCACGAGAUAGCCGUGUAUUUUUUCUCGUCGGUCGACCACCGCAUAGCAACGAAACUCAACAGCAGGACAAACUUGAGGCGGAAGCUAAUCACUUUGAUGAUCUAAUCCAAGAAGAUUUCCUGGAUACGUACAAUAAUCUUACCUUAAAAUCAGCUUUUCUGCUGAAAUGGGCAAAUUCGUCGGGUUGUGCCGCUUCUUCACGCUUCGUGCUUAAAACCGAUGACGAUAUGUACAUCAAUGUGCACAACCUUGUCAGUCUUCUUAAGGCAAGGGGGCGGCCACGGAUGCUCCUUGGCGCUCUAAUUUCUAAAGCCACGCCGUUACGAGACUUCAAAUCAAAAUGGUCUGACGUAGUGUACCCACCGGCCGAGUUCAAUGUGUCCAUAAAACUGCCCGUGGGGCCUGUACGAUUCUUGCACAAGCCAGUGCUAGUAGUGAACACCCGAUGUUUUUGUCGCGAGGUAUACGUUACUGCCGUAGCUUGUUAAGGUUUCGUCUCGAUCAUGUUGGCCAUAGUCGACCGUCUAUAGGCACUUUUACUGUUCGAAGGUUCUAUUUUAGAGUGCUAAUUCAGCUCUUCGUCUAGCUUUUAAUUCUAAGUUUCUCUUAUAUCAAGUCCUAGAUUUAUAUUAUUAUUAUAUAUUAAGAUUUAGUCCUAAAGGUUUCCAUCAUAACCAUUAUGGCUUAAUGAAGUUUUUUCAAAAAUUCGAAUUUUGAUUCGCGUUUCCGCCUCUCGUGGUCCGAACAUUUUGGUACGGUGAAGUAUUCUAAUACUCCUGGGACGUAUACCUUUGCGUUUCUUUAGUCCCUCCCAAGCACCUUUCAGGUAGUUCUUGACAUUCUCACCACCGCUUGCUUCUCCGUAUGUUAAGUUGGCUAAGUGUGGCUAAUUGUUAUCCUCUGCUGCUCUGAAAAGCAGUUGCGGUCUCAGUCCACCAUAACAGCUAGAUAUUUGUGUGAUAUCUGUUUCCUUGGACUUGCGAAGCCCUCAUUGCCCUUAGUGCGUUCGAUGAGAAGUUUCCUAUGGCAUUUUAGGACGAACUUAAUGUCAGCUAAGGUAAAUAUCUUGCUUAAUAUUCAAUAGGAUUUCGGCGACCCGGUACAUCAUCGUCUCGCGUCAAGUUGUUUGCGAACAAUAACCCUGCCACCUUUAACCUCUCUCUCGUCUUAAGCAAGUUCUAAUAGUAGACGCUUGAUCCAUUCUGACCUUAUCAGUUACUAUUUCUGCUUAUGCUGUAUACAGCGCUUCCAGUUCCGACCACAUCCGGCAACCUCCUUAGUCCCUUAAUUGCAUGAAGUUUUUUUAGCUUGAUACUACUCGUGGCGUAAGAUUAGGCUGGUUUCUUUUAUAUCAAGAAUUAGAAUAUUAUCUAUACUCCAAUAAUUCAAAUAUAGGCGGGUUUAUGCAUCCUGCUACAGGUCAAUUUCGUACGAGAAUCUGUACAGAACAGGCUAUAUUGUGGAAGGUUGGUAGAUUGUUUUUUUCUAUGCUUUUGCUCGUCUUUUGUGCUCACCGAAGGGCGAAAAGUUAGCAACGGUUUCAAAUAAUUUGUGAUAGGCAGGAAUAACUGCCAAUUUGGUUGGUCGAUGACUGAAUGUAUUUGAUAUUUAAAAUUACGCGCGCGACCUUGUGCCGCUUAUGCGCUAUGCUCAGGGUAAUUUGUGGGUGAGGACAGCGUCAGAGAAGCAUACCUUCUCUAAAAAGAAUAUGCGUUUGAGUAACCAAAAUAUUUUCCUUCUCUAUAUAAAUCAUCCUACACUGAACUAAGGUCUAACCUUCAUCGAGAUUCGAUCCAAUAUAUCGGGCGCGAGCAUUCUUCUUGUCGAAAGCAGUCUGAUUAUGGCUUAGGCUUAAGUGGCAUCACAUAAUGAUUGGCAUGUUCGAUAGACUUAUAUCGGGUGAUUCAAGUUAGAUGAGAACUUUCUUUUUGCCCCGACAGCGUAUACGCAGUUCACGCUGACUCCUUCGCCUCAUUAUACGUCUUGUUUACAACAUUUUAAUUAUAACCUUUGCGGGGAACGGGAAGAGUAACUUUAUCUUCAUUUCCAUAACGUAACGUGCAACUGGCCACCGUCAAUUAAACUAUGUUGGCCAGCCCCCGCGGGCUCUAUCACUCGUUUGACGUUCAUUAGAUCGAGUUCGCGUGACAGUACGUAAAAUUUUAGUUAAUUAUUUAUCGGGAAACUUUAUGACCUCAAAGAAUUUGUUGUUUUCUGUGGACAUCAGUUGUUACACUGGAUAAUCGUAUACAGUCUAGGAUGGGAAAAGCAAUUGUGUAUAGCUAUAAUAUGGUGACUGAGUUUUUUCAGUAUAUACGAUACUCGAUUUUUUUAAAAUUGAGUUUAUGUCAAAUCUCAAGUUGCUUAAAUUUCAAAAUAAUAGUUAUGUGUGCUAGGAGAAAAGUAACAUGUAUUGAUAGUAUGUUUUGUUUACUGCGCUGUUCUGUAGGACAGCGUUCUAGUGUACGCUAUAUAUGUCAUAAGCUUAAAAUUGUACUAAAACUUGCGAUGGCAAGUUUAAUAAACACGAAUGCAUUUUUUUUCCACCACUAAAAUCAGUUUGUGUUUGCUAUUUCUAAUUAUGUUAGGUACGUUCCGUCUUAUAUUUUUGGAGAGAAAGCGUAUCCAAAUUAUCUCUCUGGAACUGGAUACGUGAU